CAGUGGUAAACUAAAUAAAACAGUAAUAUACUUCAGUGAUAAAGUAAAUAAAACAGUAAUAAAAUUGUUAAUUAAUGUUUGACUUUUGUGUUUCUCUGGAGGGAUUUUCAAGCUAUGGUGUUUUAUGAAUGAGGAGUUAAAACAUCCCAGCUUGAGGGAAAGAAUUCCUUCAUUUCUUGAAUUCACAAAGAGUUAGUAUAACAAACUUUUGAUAGCUCACGAGUGCAUGGGUAAAGCUGGCCAAUGCAAAGAGUACCUGCAGGAAAAUACAAUCUUUUUCAUCAUUUCCCUAGGCAUAAAUCUUCUUCUAAAAUACUACUUUCUAAGGUACAGGUGGAUUGCAGGCAUUCUGUAUAUCAUCUUAUUACUGGCAACUUUUCAUGCGUGGGGAUUUAUGAGCUGGCAGGUGAUGAUAUGCAGUUUUGCCCCCGUAUCCCUUUCCCACAUUUCAUCAUGAAGCCCUUAAUUUUGUAAUUAUGUCCCAGAUGCAGAGUGUACUUUGUGACACCCCUCCCAAGCGGGCAGAUGUUCCUAAGCAGAUCUCUCUGUCGUGAAGGAACCUCCCUUGGGUUUAGCACUGUCAGGCUGCAUUAAGAGGAGAUAUAAAAGGUAAGAAGCAGAUGUGUAGUGCUAUUUCUGUUUGACACGCUGUCCCUCUAUCCAAUGUUUUCUACUGGUACAGCAACACUCGGCCAACAGGCUAAUGAAUGGAGCCUGCAGAACAAAUCGUUAACCUGUAACCUCACCCAGUCUGCAUGCAGUCUAUUAAGUCUGUACUCCUAUGAUUCACGCUCUUGUGUUCACUGCUGCCGCUGCAUUUGUUGUUUGGCUUUAUUUUGCUCCCAGUAUUACAUAGUGGCCUCAGGACCAAAACACCAAGUGUAUAUAAAGGAGCCCCGCUUCCUCUCCGUGCCAGCUCUCGGGCUUUGCCAUCCCAGAUAACUGCAGGCAUGGGACUCCCCUGAGGAAUGGGAUGGGAAGGCGGGAGGUGGAGAGAGGCUUCCAGGUGACUUUUCCCUCUCUGGCUGCACUCGGUCACGGAGCUCUAAGAGACUGAGGAAGAGCCAGCUGCCUCCCACGGUGGCUGCCGCCGCCGCCGCCGGUCUUCUCCGGGCUGUAGCUCCGCUCGGUUCCCCGUUAAUCAGAUUAGCGCGUCUUCGCAGCCUCCCUCACCCGCGCUUCCCUCGCAAGUGCCUGUCUCCCCUGAGAGGUGUCUCUCAUUUCUGCCUCUCUCUCCUCCCCUUUCCACUGAUCGCCGUGCAAUUCUCGUCAGCUCUGGCCAUCUCCCCCCUCUCUCCUUCUCCCUUCCCUGCUCGGUGUCUCUACCUCCUCUCGGCUCUGUGCCUCUCCCCAUCCACCCUCCCUCCCGCUCUCCCUGCGCUGCCGUGUGCGCACAUCUCUCUCCUCCCGGCGGCUACCACCCCUCGCCCUACAGGCGCAGCGCUGCCCGGAGGAACCACCGCCGCCGCCGCCGCUGCCGGGAGCGGGGCCGCCCCGCGCCGCCGCCGCCGCCGCCCGGCCCUGCCUGGCCGCCGUGAGUCCCGCCUCAGCCCGCGGCCGUCCCCCGCCCGCCGCGGCACCAUGUCCGGCUCCGGCAGGAAAGACUUCGACGUGAAGCACAUCCUGCGCCUCCGCUGGAAACUGUUCAGCCACCCCUCGCCGGCGGGCGGCCCGGCGGGGGGCGGCUGCCUGCCGCCCGACAGCAGCUUCGAGCACUGGGGGCCCAGCCAGAGCCGCCUGCUGAAGAGCCAGGAGAGAGGCAACAGCGCCUUCUGGAAGAAAUCCGCCUCCCCCGCCUCCUCCUCGGCGGCCACCACGGCCGGCCCGCCCAACGGGACGCUGCUGCCCGCCGGCGGCCGCCCGGCCGGGGGGCACGGGCCGGGGCACGGCCACGGGCCGGGGCCACCGCCGCCGCCCCGCACCGUCUUCUACGUGGAGUCCCUGGAGGAGGAGGAGGAGGAGGAGGAGGCGGAGGCGGCGCCCGGCGGGAUGGAGGUGGCCCGGGAGCCCGAGAAGCCCCUGGCGCCGCCGGAGCGGGAGGAGGCGCCGGGGGGCUGCGCGGAUGGAGGCAGCCGGGCAACAGGUGACGGAGGCGGGCACAGACUGUCAGGAGCCAGCCACCCCUUGCCACCCCACUGCGACAUGGAUUCGUGUAGCUCUGAGGAAUUCUACCAGGCUGUUCACCAUGCAGAGCAAACCUUCAGGAAGAUGGAGACCUACCUGAAGCAACAGCAGCUCUGUGACGUUAUCCUCAUUGCUGGGAAUCGCAAGAUACCUGCACAUAGACUUGUCCUCAGUUCUGUCUCUGACUAUUUUGCUGCCAUGUUUACAAGUGAUGUUUGUGAAGCCAAGCAAGAAGAGAUCAAAAUGGAAGGCAUAGACCCCAAUGCACUGUGGGAUCUUGUUCAGUUUGCAUAUACAGGCUGCCUGGAAUUGAAAGAAGACACCAUUGAAAAUCUUCUAGCAGCUGCCUGCCUCCUCCAGCUCCCACAAGUAGUAGAGGUUUGCUGCCAUUUUCUAAUGAAGCUUUUGCACCCAUCCAACUGUCUGGGAAUACGAGCAUUUGCUGAUGCACAAGGAUGCACAGAGCUUAUGAAGGUGGCUCACAACUACACCAUGGAGAAUAUAAUGGAAGUUAUAAGAAAUCAAGAAUUUUUACUUCUACCAGCUGAAGAGCUCCAUAAACUUCUUGCUAGUGAUGAUGUGAAUGUUCCUGAUGAAGAGACCAUUUUCCAUGCCUUAAUGAUGUGGGUGAAGUAUGAUAUGCAGACACGAUGCAAUGACCUAAGUAUGCUGCUUGCUUAUAUCAGAUUACCACUGCUUCCACCUCAGAUAUUGGCUGACCUAGAAAACCAUGUGCUUUUUAAGGAUGACCUAGAAUGCCAGAAGCUUAUUCUGGAAGCCAUGAAAUACCAUCUUUUACCAGAGAGAAGAACUCUCAUGCAAAGUCCAAGAACUAAACCUAGGAAAUCUACAGUUGGGACACUUUAUGCUGUUGGAGGAAUGGAUAACAACAAAGGUGCUACAACUAUUGAAAAGUAUGAUCUCAGAACAAAUAUAUGGAUUCAGGCUGGAGUGAUGAAUGGCAGGAGGCUUCAGUUUGGUGUUGCUGUCAUCGAUGACAAGCUGUUUGUCAUUGGAGGCCGGGAUGGUUUAAAGACAUUAAACACUGUCGAAUGUUACAAUCCAAAGACCAAGGCUUGGACUGUGUUACCACCAAUGUCAACACAUAGGCAUGGCUUAGGAGUUACAGUGCUUGAAGGGCCUAUUUAUGCAGUGGGAGGACAUGAUGGUUGGAGUUAUUUGAAUACAGUUGAGAGGUGGGACCCUCAAAGUCAGCAGUGGACAUUUGUGGCAAGUAUGUCAAUUGCCAGAAGCACUGUUGGAGUAGCAGCAUUAAAUGGCAAGUUGUAUUCAGUUGGAGGUCGGGAUGGAAGUUCGUGUUUGAGUUCAAUGGAAUAUUAUGAUCCUCACACAAAUAAAUGGAAUAUGUGUGCUCCUAUGUGUAAGAGAAGAGGAGGUGUAGGAGUGGCUACGUGUGAUGGCUUUCUUUAUGCAGUUGGAGGGCAUGAUGCUCCUGCUUCUAACCAUUGUUCCCGACUGCUGGACUAUGUAGAAAGGUAUGAUCCAAAAACUGAUACAUGGACAAUGGUGGCUCCACUGAGUAUGCCUCGAGACGCUGUUGGUGUCUGUCUCCUUGGUGACAAAUUAUAUGCAGUAGGGGGCUAUGAUGGUCAAACAUAUUUGAACACUAUGGAAGCAUAUGACCCUCAAACUAAUGAAUGGACACAGAUGGCUUCCCUAAAUAUUGGAAGAGCUGGUGCCUGUGUUGUAGUCAUCAAACAACCAUGACUUUGUCAGCACUGCUUAGGAUUUUACUGACUGUGAAAUUAUUAUUUUUCUAUCAGACAACGAAAAUAAUAACUACAUGAGAACAAGGAUUUACACAGUGAAUACUCUGUUGAUCACAGACCUGAAGAAGUUUGGAAGUGGGAAAGAUUAAGUAUUUAUGCCCUAUAAAAUCAUAAAAACUGUUCACAGUCAGUGAACAAGAAAAAAAAUCAGGCUGUUGUAGGCGUAAAAGUCUGAACGUGUUCUCAUGUUCAGGUACUGUUCUCAUGAAUGUGUCCUGGACAACUGGAUAAUCAAGGGACAGCUGUACACAAGGAGCAGGAGGGAAUACGAGAAGAGUUUUCAUGGCCAAAAGAGUUUUAACUGCAGAAACAUUAAAGUACAUUUAAUCACUUUUAAACUGUGUUUUUUAAAAGAGGAAAGUAGAUAGUAAUGUAAGAUUUUUCUCUUCGGGUCUUGUCUUCAAAUGGGUUGUGGCUUCUCAUUUAAACAGGCAGUUUGGUUCUUACUGAAGGAAAGAGGUAGAAAAGUCUGGAUAUUCAAGUUUCAUUCAUAAUGACUGAACUGUUGCUCUACAGUAGGAAGAAAAACAAAACUAGAAGUAAACCUCCAAGAUGAGGUUUUUUUCUGAUUUCAGAUUAUACCUCCUUGCCAGUGUUAACGCAUCUUAUAAGCAAGUUUAUUGAAGGGAAAGCCUGUGUGUUUGAUCUAAUUACACACAAAGCAAUUCUUUGGCUGCACUGGGGCUUUGUUGCAAAUAUGGGAGUCAAAAGAACAGUUUCCCAGUUCUUUCUUAAACUUACAUUCAAUUUAAGCAUGUGGGCUCUGAUGUCAUUGUUUAGUGUAUCUUCUGCAUGUUGGAAGCUCAUGAAAAGCUGGCAAAUUUAUACUGUUCCUUCACUGCAUCAUGUAACAGAUGAACCAUGACCAGAACAGUCUACAGAGCCUCUGCUAACAUUUCAAGAGGAUAAAAAUACUAUAUUUUAUUUCUUUCUGAUGCUCAUACAUACACAUCUUUGCCUGAUUAGAGCUGCCAAUUUAUGACUUUCGACUUAUGACUGAGAACAAACUGCAAGUAGGGAAUUCAGUCAGAAUAAAUGCAGGUGAAUUAAGGAAAAUUAGACCAUUUGAUGUAAUAAAGUUCAUAUGGCAAAUACACUAGUGUCAUCUGUGCUUCCCUUUAGGGUUGAUAAUUUCUGGCAGUAAUGAUACUUUGAGAUUUUGCCUUGGAAGUAGAUUUGACGUUGAUGCUUUGUAUCUGCUCAGCUGAAUCAGUUAGAAUCCUAGGGGCACUUAGGAAUGGAAUAUUCAGGGAUGCACAGGCUCUGGGAACAGGACUACCAAGUAUACCUCUUCUUUAAAGCCUUGCUGAUCCUUUAGGAAACAUGUCAUGGUCCAAAAGCAGGAACCUCACAGUCUUCUGUCACUAGCAAUUUUGAGAAGGAAUUCUGGUUGUAGUUAAAAGAAUUUUCCUAGUGGAAACCUUUGAAACCAUUUGAGAUGAAAAAAUACAUGCAGCCUCCCACUUGGGACAUUUGAUUUGAAGAUGUGUCUUUCCUUCUAAUAGCAUCAGCAUGCAUGGAAAUCUUUGUUUCCUAACACAAACUGAACUUCACUUCUGAAGCCUAAUUAUACUGGUUUAAAUCUUUUAAAUGCUUCUCUGUCCUAAUUAGAAAUCAGCUGCAAAAUCUUCAAUAUUGGUUUUCCACAGUCAGUUGGCUUUUGAAUUGCAAUUAGCCUUCCACAGACAAGCAUGUCCAUUUUCCCCAACUGUAACAACUUGUUGAAUAAAAGAUGUUACCUCACUACAAAUUUUGCUUCACAUAAACAUAAGCUUCUGAGACCAAACCAAGAAGAUUCUAGAAUUAUAAUUGCAAUUAAAUAGAGACAUUAGCAUUCAGUUCUCCUACACAGAUACCUAAUGAACUUAGAAAUUGAAUUCUAAUUCCAUUCCCAGAACUGCCUUUUGAUUACAUUAUAUUCAUACACAGUAGAGAUAUGAUUACUCUACCCAUAUACUGACCUUCAAAAUAGGAUUACUUCUAUUAAUUGCUGUCCCUGGUAGAUUUGUUUUCUGUGCCUUGAUCAUUUUUAUCCCCAAUUUAUCCUCAAUUUUAUUUUUUAUUCUCAAUUUCUUUUUUACAGAUUUUCAAUUUGCCUUAAUUUAUCCAAAAUGAAACAUUAUUCUCAUGUGAAAUUUUUCAGACUACUCCUCUUAUGCUGAAAAAAUAAAAUUAUUGAUUUGUUUUAUUUAGAUUAUGUAAAAUCUAGCCACAGUAAGAGCCAAAUUUGGCUUUCAGAUUCUUUUUAUACACCUACAUCAAUAUGUUCUGGAGUUUCUUCUAAACAGAAUUUAGGAAGAAUUUUUUUAAUAGAUUUUAAGUUUUUCUUACCAUUCUGUUUACUCUGCUCUUAUUAAAAACAAUAAUAGUUUUACCUUUGACUUAAAUCAAAAUAGUAUAUAGUCUUAAUCUUGGUUUCUGUGAUCCAUUAAGAUCCUUUUUUUAUGUAUAAGAGUUAAAAUUGCUUCUGAUAGGCUGAGUUGUGCUAAACAAUAUUACAUUUACAGGAAAAGCAGCUGUCUUUUGAAAAAACAGAUUACCUCAUCGUUUUUAAUCUAGCAUGGUACCUUUUCUCUCAUAUAAUCCCUUUGAUUCCACAGUGUGAAAACCAUAGUGGAAUCAGAUCUGCAAAAAAUAUUAAUUUCAGUGAAAUUAAUAAUUAAAUUACUCAAAAUGCUGCUUGUAAAUUUUAUAGUUUAAUAUUCUAAGACUGUUCUAAAAUGUUAGCAUUUUCUCUAUCUUUCCAAUUCUUUUUUAUUCAUUGUAGCACUUCUCUUUCCCAGAAUGUCAACCACUUUUACUAGAAAGUCCUUUUUUCACAUUAGCCUGUAUUUAUACAUGGGCAUUAUACCUAUUUUUUUCCUAUUGUUGCCCAUCCUUAUAUAUGAACAUCUUUUGUAUUAAUCAAACAUAAGUAAAAGUAAUUAAAAUUAAGGUCCUCUGGGGUAAUUAAAAUUGAGGUCCUCUGGGACUAUUGAGAAGCCUUGCAUUUCUCUGUUCUAUGUGUCAAAAAGUCCUUUUCUUUUGUGUUAUUGUUUAUUAGAGAUUUUAUUAAUUUCCUUCUUGCUGCUACUGGUUUUGAGAUAGGAGGAGGGUCAAGGACAUGAGUGCUAGAAAAGCUAUUUUUAAAUGGAUGAGUCUAUACAGAUUUUUAUAUGAAGAUAGAGAAAACAAUACUGGCAGAAAGUGGUCAUUCUUGUGCCUGAGGAUUUAUAUUCAGAAGCUUGGAUGGACAAAAUGAAAUCAAGUCUAUGCUCUUCAGUUUCCCUACCCAAUUCUUUUCAAAUCCAUUGGGACAUUAUAGAUCAGUGACAGCCAAUCAUGAUGCAGGAUUUUCUUUUCUCUUUCUCUUUUCAUUGAUUAUUUCUCUAGUGAGGAUAAAACAUUCGCUGCUAAAAAAAAGAAAAAAAGGAAAAAGUGCAAAAGACGAUACUUAUCUUUGAAGUGCUUAUAGAAGCAAUACCUAAAAGACAAAAUAAGUGUGUUCCCCAGAAGAGGGAAUAAACUCAUCAGUGUUAUAGCUGUGGCAGUGCUGUUAAUGUUUUUUAAUAUAUUAAAGAAGCCAUAGAAGAAAUUACAUUUUUGUAGGGUUCUGAUUGGUUAAGUAAAAAAAAUCAAGAAAAAUAACAUUAUGUCUCUUUUUUUUUUUUAAAUGACUUAGUCUUCCUUAUUUAAUUCCUUUCAAAAUGCUAGAUAGUUAAACUCCAAGAAUAUAAUUUUCUAGACAACUUUAGAAUCUUUAUAAAUAUGGAAUAAUUCAAGUUGAACUCAAUGGAAAAACUGAUCAAGCAAAAUAGGUAAAUCUUCUCCUAUGACUCUGAGGAUGCCAUUUUUAAUUUGUUUCUACCAAUAUAAUAAUGUUAAAAAAUCCAUUUUGCAAAAGAAAGACUAAUCAUUUGAUCUUCCAUCGUUUAUGGAACUGUUGGUUACCUUGCAUUUUUGGACCUUUGCUUUAAGUUAUUUUUUACAUUUACAUUUUUAUUAUUGACAGUGAGGGAUGCUAGAAAUAUAAUCAGUAAAGAUCUAUAUAGAAAAAUGUAAUUUAAUAAUCAUUAUUUAGUAGAGCUCUUUAUUAUUGCCAUUUUGUGGUCCAAUUUUAUUGAAAAUUUUUGCAUUGAUAUCAAAGCCACAAAUAAGGCAAUAAAAAGAUCUGAAGGUAAGAAUAUUGUUACUUUGGCUUUAAUUAUAAUUGAUCAAUACAUAUUUGUAUAUGUGUUCUUGCAAUCAAAAUACUAAUAUUGCUUAAAAGCAAAAGUAAGUUUUUAAAGAUUCUUUUGCAUAUAGAACAGACUUUUAAUCAUAUGAAACUGGUCAAAUUAUUAAGACAAUUUAAGGAUGCUUUCAGGGAGUUACCUGUCUCAUAAUAUUGUUCUGUUAAGCUAACAUUAAUUGACUUAAGGGAACCAUUUUGGCAUAGACAAGAGAUUAUUUCCUUGAGUAUCAUUCUCUUCUACAGAAAACUGCCAUCAGUUGACCAUUAUUUAAAAAGUACUCAUGUUAAAAUGUAUCUAGAAAGCUCUGUGUAUUAUUCAGAUUGUUUUAUAUGUUUAGAAGGCCCAAAUAAAUUCCUUUGAAUAUAUUUGUCAAUGACUUAAACUCUUUCCAAUUACUUCAAUAAAAAUAACUCACAAAUAAGCUUGAAGUUACGCAAGUUUUAAUGGCUCAGACCUUCAUGUCCAUGAGCAAACACCAGAAACACUGUGCAUUGUGAUUAUGAAUGAAAUACCAGUUUUCCACAAGAGAAUGCACACUCUAGAAGUCUUUCCUUAUUACUGUGCUGACAGUGGACUGGGCAUAACAAAAUGUACCCUGAUAUCUAUGACUUUGUAUUAGUUAUUUCAUGAGGAAUAAAUAAAGACGACAUUUCUGCAAAGGCUUAAAAAAUGCCCUUGUAACUGUUAUCAAUAUAAAUUGCAUGAAUAAUUCUGUAAUAUUGUGGGAAGCUUAGACAUUUGACUAUGUGCAUAUAUGGAAUUUGAUGGUACAAAAACAAGUAUAAAACUAUUUACCUGUAUCAAAUUCACAGCCUGGAACAGGACAUGGUGCGCUUUUUUGCCAUUAGCAUCUCCCAUACAUACACCUGUGUUUAGUUUUAUAGGCUCACAAUCCAGCUGCCCAUUUGCUCUUUUUACAAUACUGCUUUCUCACUUUUCUCCCCUCCCCACCCCCAGUUUCUGUUUAUAUUGCAGAAGCUUUCUACCAUUAGGCACAUUUUCCCACAGAAUUGUUUCUGAUGAAAGCAGCAAAUAUAAUAGUACAUCAUACUGGUAACCAAUUCCUUAUCACUCUAUAUGCAAAAUGGAUGUGCAUGACAUAAUAAAGAAAGGUAUAUUUUUCUUUUCCAAAGUAAAACUUCUUUGAUAUGUCUUCAGUCUUUUAAGAUCUACACAUGGAAAAAAGAAAUGUAAACUUUCUAAAAACGUAAACAUUUUUAAUAGAGAGCUUCCAACUAUUCACAGAUUACUCCAAUGUUAAAAAAAUGUGUGUUUAGUCAUGCAUAAUUUAUCAUGAUCGCAGUGCUGGCAUCCAGAUCUUUAUAGAUGUUCAUGUUUGUGCACUUGUCUCAUUGUCUCCAGAUUUUUUCUAAUCCAAAGGACAUCUCCAGCUGAGUGAAUAAAAUAUCAAAUGCAAAAUUUACAACUCACAUUUGAAGCUUCUGUAUGGUAUGCACAAAUCAGAAAUCAAGAUCCCAGACUGCUCACAGACCAUGUUUCCAACCUUGGUAGAAGUUUGAUUCAAAGUUAGCAUUCCUACCAAAUAUAGCAUCCAGUGUAAUCGGUAUAAUAUUUAUCAAAAUAUCAGAAUAGAAAAUAUUCUGUGAAGGAUAAUACAGUAGAAUAACAGUAUCUCAGAAAUGUAAAAAGAAUAUUAGGGAAACAGAUUUUUGUUACUUGGAAGGAGACAUUCCCCAAGAGUACUAUAUCUUAUUCCCGACAGAAGCAGUUUGAUUUUAGGAAAAUAACUUUACAACCAAUCUACUGGCUCAUAAAUUGAAAUACUGUUUGAAAACAGUCAUUUCUUAUAUUCCUUCUUGUAAAAUAGGAACUUGACUUCAUACGUUCACCAUAAAAGAAGAAAAAUUGUUAUUUUUCCCACAGUAAUACUUAAAAUCUCAAUAUUGAAAAACAGCAAAUCAUAUAUAUCUUAGAAGUCAGUAGCUAGUUACAUACUUUAAAGUCUGAGAAUAUCAAGUUCUAGGACAUUUUUGCGUCUACCAUAGCAAGCAGAUGUGCAUAUACUAGGUAAUACAGGCUCACUGCCAACUCAGAAGAGAAUCUCAAUAUGUAAAAGUAACUUCAGAAAUAUUUCUGUUUAAAAAUAGAUUAUCCAUGCAAUAUAUCUGUUCUAACUUAUAUGACAAUGUAUAAAAUAUUCAGCAGAAUAAUUAUUCUUCAGCCUUAUUCUAAAUCCAGUGUAAAGCUGCUCAGAUUGGCAUAACCUUACAUUUCAUUACAAAUUCCCUCAUUAUAGUUCUGCUUCAUAGUACAUGGGGAUUAGGUACACUUGGGGCAGAGAGACUGCUCAAAAUCGUUAAAUCAGCAUAACUUUGAUUUCCACGUGCAGGACUGCAAUGCAACUGUUGGAAAUUAAACCAUAAAGAAAAUUAUUAGCAAAGGUAAGAAAUGCAGUGGCAGGGAACAAUACAGCCUGUAAUCACUGGCUAUCCACAGCUUCUCCCUGGGGAUCUAUGGAGCUGCCAAAUCCAUCACCCUCUAAGGGUUUGAAAAGCAGUCAAAGCUGAGGUAUAAGCAACUUACAUUUCUGUCACCCCAGAUUUUCCAUGAUGACAUGGUGCUUA
Molecule: messenger RNA, 10713 nt
Organism: Aquila chrysaetos chrysaetos
Lineage: Eukaryota; Metazoa; Chordata; Aves; Accipitriformes; Accipitridae
Gene: KLHL1
Product: kelch like family member 1
Molecular function (GO): protein binding
Source: RefSeq, a predicted model, not a curated record